UGUUGUUCUUUCCAAUCUCACAACAUCCACACGUCUCUAAUUAACCACACACAAUCCAGAGUAAUUCAUCAACGUACAAAAACUGAAUAAACAGAAAAUUUUCACAAGAGGGAAAACAAGGAUCAAGCUCCACAAGCUGGUGGGAAAAAAGGGUAGGAGAAACCACCCUCCUUACCCUCUGUUUUCACAAAGUGGUGUUUGGCUUCCCCUGUUUUUGCAGAAAACAGAGCAAAAUACAGAGAGAAAGAGGGAAAUGAGGGUAUGGAAAAAGGCCACAGGAGCUCUCAAAGACAAGAACAGCAUUUGGGUUGCGAAAUUCUCUCGAAAGGGACCAUUUCGAAACCCUGAUCUUGAAACGGUGAUCAUCAAGGCUACGAGCCAUGAUGAACACAGCAUUGAUUGCAAGAAUGUGCAGAGAGCCUUCAAAUGGCUACACACCUCGCCUCUGUAUUUGAAACCUCUGGUUUGGGCUCUGUCGAUUCGAAUGCAAAAGACUAAGAGUUGGGUUGUUGCUCUCAAAGGCUUGAUGCUCAUUCAUGGCGUUUUCUGCUGUGAUCUCCCUGUGGUGCAGAGAAUGGGGAGGUUACCUUUUGAUUUCUCAAAUUUCUCUGAUGCCCAUUUGGCUCCUGCAAAAGCUUGGGGAUUCAACGCUUUCGUUCGCGCCUAUUUCGCGUAUUUGGAUCAGAGAUCAGCUUUUGUUUCCUCUGAGGUUAAGAAGCAGAAGAACAAGGAGGGUGAAGUUGAGGGGACAUUGAUGGAGGAGCUUGAGAAGUUGCAGAAAUUGCAGGCCAUGAUUGACAUGCUUCUGCAGAUCAAGCCGAGGAACACGGACAUGAACGUUGGUCUUGUUCUUGAGGCCAUGGAUUGUGUCAUUGUUGAGGUUUUUGACGUGUAUAGCAAGUUUUGUAAGAAGAUUGCAACGGUGUUGUUGAGGAUUUAUGAUGUAGGUGGGAAAUUGGAAGCGAGUAUGGGACUCAAGGUUCUGCAGAAAGCAUCUGUUCAGAGAGAUGAACUUUCUGAGUACUUUGAGUUUUGCAGGGUAAUUGGUGUUCUUAAUGCCUCUCAAUGCCCCAAGAUUGAGAGAAUCCCUGAAGAAGAUAUUAGAGAUCUUGAGAGGAUAAUCAGUGGUGCCUCUGCAAAGAAAAGUAAUAAUGGUGUUGUUGAUGGGAAUGAGGAGGAGAAGGCCAUUGUGGUGAGAGAUUUCUCUGCCUCUUCAAUCAUUGAAUCAGAGAAAGGUUUGAUUACUGUGAUCACACACCAAUGGGAGGUGUUUGAUGAUGAUAUUUUGGUUGAUGUUAGAGGGAAUAAUAAGGUUUGCAAUGGUGUUAUUGGCACAACAACAACCAACCCUUUUGAGGAAUCAUAUAGCCUUGUACCUUAUGUUCCUCAUGUUGCUCACAAUCAAGUUCUUCCUGAUUUAAUUAGUUUGUAGAAUCAUAGCUUUGAGGUUUAUGCAUGGUCCACUUUUCAUUUUACAAGAUUCAUUAUGUUAUACAUGUAAAGGGUUUUGAAUUGCGGCCACAACGUAAAGGGCUCUCGUGAUGGCACAACCGCAACUGCGACCACAAAUAAAAGGUUUUGGAGCCCCUCCAACGGCUUUGCGGUCGCAAUUGCAGCUGCAUCAACCCGCAUUUGUCCGCAAUUCCGCACUGCAUCCGCAACCUCAACCGCGAUUUAAAACCCUUUGCAUGAUGUAUGAUGUAUCCAUACUUUUGGGAGAAAGGUGAGCAUGGGGAAGUGGCAUGUACAUCCAAAUGGUUAAUGUUCUUCAAAUGUCUUCUCCACAAUAGCAGAAGAGUUUUUUUGCUCCACCUUCUUCUGUAUUAGGAAAAUUUUAUGACAUAUGUAAAAUUCUGUUAUUGUUAAUGUUAUAUGAUAAUUAGAUAUUGAAAUUACAGAGAAUGUCUUGACAUCUUCUUUAUU
Lotus japonicus is the source of this 1923-nucleotide messenger RNA. RefSeq names its product putative clathrin assembly protein At1g25240. Bases 254 to 1432 code for a protein of 392 amino acids. Gene Ontology annotation, cellular component: clathrin-coated pit; clathrin-coated vesicle. The record is from RefSeq and is a predicted model, not a curated record. The transcript has a single exon. NCBI's taxonomy places the organism in Eukaryota, Viridiplantae, Streptophyta, Magnoliopsida, Fabales, Fabaceae. Gene Ontology annotation, molecular function: phosphatidylinositol-4,5-bisphosphate binding; SNARE binding; 1-phosphatidylinositol binding. Gene Ontology annotation, biological process: clathrin coat assembly; clathrin-dependent endocytosis; vesicle budding from membrane.